This is a messenger RNA of Asterias rubens (European starfish), 1736 nucleotides long. Its product is annotated as GPN-loop GTPase 3-like. The record is from RefSeq and is a predicted model, not a curated record. Gene Ontology annotation, molecular function: GTPase activity. The transcript is spliced from 9 exons. The coding region runs from base 220 to 1047 and encodes 275 amino acids. NCBI's taxonomy places the organism in Eukaryota, Metazoa, Echinodermata, Asteroidea, Forcipulatida, Asteriidae.
CACGAGACAACAUCAGUAGUAGGUUCACAUGUUGGUGUUUUCAUAUUACUAAUUGGAAUUCAGAGGACUAAAUUUUGUAAGUUAUCAGAUUCAUAAUUUUCGUUAAAGAUGCUAUAGCCCCAGUUGGUGUGUGGUUCAUUCAAUGGAAUUGGUGGUAAGAUCAAAUGACAAAUAGACAACUUGACGUUCUGUGAUAAUUGAACUGCUGUUGCCAACAGGAUGCCGCGUUAUGCACAGCUUGUCAUUGGUCCAGCAGGCAGUGGAAAGUCCACAUACUGCAGUAACAUGCUGCGUCACUGUGAGAAUAUCCACCGAGCAGCUCACGUUGUGAACCUUGACCCCGCUGCUGAGUAUUUUGAUUAUCAGCCAGUUGCAGAUAUAAGAGAAUUAAUUGAAGUUGAUGAUGUCAUGGAUGACGAUGCUCUCAGGUUUGGACCAAACGGUGGAUUGGUCUUCUGUAUGGAGUAUUUUGCGCAGAAUUUUGACUGGUUGAAGGAGCAGCUUGGUGAUAUUGAAGACGAUUAUCUUAUAUUUGACUGUCCAGGGCAGAUUGAGUUAUACACACACAUCCCAGUCAUGAAGCAGUUUGUGGAAACCCUCCAGAGCUGGGAUUUUAGACUGUGUGCAGUAUUUCUCAUAGACUCUCAGUUCAUGGUGGACACUGCAAAGUUCUUCUCAGGUAUCAUGGCUGCUCUUUCUACAAUGGUAAACCUUGAGGUUGCACAUAUCAAUGUUAUGUCCAAGAUGGACCUACUGAGCAAGAAAGCAAAGAAAGAUGUUGAAAAGUUUCUGGAUCCGGAUCCACAGUUGCUUCUCUGUGAAGCCCAACAUUUUUCGCCAAAGUUUGAGAAGCUGAACAAGGCAUUUGCAAACUUGAUUGAGGACUAUAGUCUUGUGCGAUUCAUCCCGCUGGAUCCAACUGAUGAAGAAUCAAUUGGGGACCUUUUGCUCAGCAUCGACACAACGUUACAGUUUGAUGAAGACCAGGAUGUUCGGAUACCAAGAGAUGUUGAUGAAGAUGAUGCGGACAAUGGGGCUUGUGGAUAGCAGCUUCAAGGGUACCAAGAGAUGUUGAUGAAGAUGAUGCGUACAGUGGGGCUUGUGGAUAGCUGCUUCAAGAGUCAACAUUUAGUUGAACUUUUAUGCAAAACAAAAGUGAAAUCAGAACAUCAAUUAAAGAGGAUGAGAAGAUUUUCUAUUGUGAUGAGUGUCGAUGAUGGCUUGAAUGCCAGUUUCUUCUGACAGUUCUCCUCCAGCACAGUCUAACACUCAUUGAUGACUUACUGAUCACCAUAUCUGCAUACUUGGAAUGGCAGUCUUUUUGACAGUCUUUGUUCACAGUUCUCGCUGGGAGUGUGCAUGCUCAGACCUGAGCAUAUGCACGCACGCUCAGUGGAGCCACCAAGUAAAAGGACAGUUAUGUCUGCUGCCGCCAGCGUCUCAAAAGUCUCCCAUUGAACUGCAUAUUACGCUGACUAAGCCAGCUAAGUCUGGAUUGAAAGCUAAGCCCAACUCCCCUACUUGUUGUUAUGUAUAUAUAUAUACAAAUAUUUUGUCAAGCUGCAACCUGCUUUAUCUCCAUUUUGUAGUUAUACAUUUUAAGUGCAGGGCAAUCCCCUUUUCCAAAUUAAAACAAAAGAUGAUUCACAGCUCAGUUCUAUUGACUUUUGUGUACAAAGAAAGCUAAUGAUAUUAGGUUCUGCCUGUGUUAUUUUAUUUAAGCUUUUCUGUGUCUU